Messenger RNA from Telopea speciosissima, 2092 nucleotides. Its product is annotated as probable CoA ligase CCL6. The record is from RefSeq and is a predicted model, not a curated record. NCBI's taxonomy places the organism in Eukaryota, Viridiplantae, Streptophyta, Magnoliopsida, Proteales, Proteaceae. The transcript has 19 exons. Gene Ontology annotation, cellular component: membrane; endoplasmic reticulum. Gene Ontology annotation, biological process: wax biosynthetic process; cutin biosynthetic process; fatty acid metabolic process. The coding region runs from base 31 to 2010 and encodes 659 amino acids. Gene Ontology annotation, molecular function: long-chain fatty acid-CoA ligase activity.
UGACUCAGAAACACAUUUGGGAAAGAAUUAAUGUCGAUGUACACAGUGAAGGUAGAAGAAUCGAGACCGGCGGGCGGAGGAAAACCUUCUGCAGGACCUGUCUAUCGCUGUCUAUACGCCAAGGAUGGUCUCAUGGAGUUGCCUGCCGACAUUGAAUCUCCUUGGGAGCUUUUCAGCCAUUCCGUUAAAAGGAACCGUGAAAACCAAAUGCUGGGUCGCCGGAAGGUCUUUGAUGGCAAGGCGGGUUCAUACGUAUGGUACACUUACCAGCAUGUUUAUGAUCAAGCCAUCAAAAUUGGGUCUGCCAUCAGAAGCCGCGACGUUAAUCCCGGAGGUCGUUGUGGCAUAUACGGAUCCAACUGCCCUGAGUGGAUAAUAGCAAUGGAGGCUUGUAACAGCCACGGCAUAUAUUAUGUUCCUCUAUAUGACACCCUGGGUGAGAAUGCAGUGGAGUUCAUUAUCAACCAUGCUGAAGUCUCGAUUGUCUUUGUUCAUGAGAACAAAAUACAAGCAAUGCUUAGGUCCAUUCAAAAAUGCACUUCACAUCUAAAAACACUUGUCAGUUUUGGAAGGAUUACUGAUGCACAAAAGAAAGAAGCUGAACAAGUCGGAGUGUCAGGCUUCUCUUGGGAAGAAUUUGCCUUAAUUGGAAGCAAGGACUGUAAACUUUCUCCAACAAAAAGGGGCGACAUAUGCACAAUAAUGUAUACUAGUGGAACAACUGGAGACCCUAAAGGUGUUCUACUGACUAAUGAGGCUAUCAUAGCUGAAGUGUUGUCUAUGGAUCAACUGAUUCUAGAAACGGGGGAACCGGUGACAGAAGAAGACACAUAUUUUUCGUUCCUCCCAUUGGCUCAUGUAUUUGAUCAGAUAGUUGAAACUUUUUGCAUCUACAGGGGUGCUUCCAUAGGAUUUUGGCAAGGGGAUGUCAGGUAUUUAUUUGAAGACAUUCAGGAACUGAAGCCAACAAUAUUCUGUGGGGUACCUCGAGUAUUUGACCGUCUAUACUCAGGUAUUCUUGCUAAAAUUUCAUCGGGAGGAGCACUGAAGAAGGGGUUAUACCAAUGGGCUUACAGCUACAAGUUGAAAAAUUUGAAGAAUGGACUGAAACAACAUGAAGCAGCACCUCUCUUUGACAGGCUAGUCUUUGAAAAAAUCAAGCAAGCACUAGGGGGUCGAGUUCAUACCAUCAUAUCUGGAGCAGCACCAUUACCUCUACAAGUGGAAGAGUUUCUGAGAGUAACUAGCUGCAGUGUCUUGUCACAAGGAUAUGGUCUUACAGAAAGUUGUGGGGGAUGUUUUGCUUCUGUAGCAAAUGUGUUUUCUAUGAUUGGAACAGUGGGGGUUCCCAUGACAACCAUCGAAGCAAGACUUGAGUCAGUGCCUGAGAUGGGAUAUGAUGCACUGUCCAUAAUGCCACGUGGAGAAAUUUGCCUGAGGGGAAGAACCUUAUUCUCUGGUUACUACAAGCGACAGGAUCUGACAGAUGAUGUAAUGGUGGAUGGGUGGUUUCAUACAGGUGACAUUGGAGAAUGGCAGCCUAACGGGGCAAUGAAAAUCAUUGACAGGAAAAAGAAUAUUUUUAAGCUGUCCCAAGGGGAAUAUGUUGCGGUGGAGAACAUCGAAAAUGCAUAUGGCCAAUGCCCUCUUGUCACAUCGAUUUGGGUCUAUGGGAACAGCUUUGAGUCCUUCCUUGUGGCUGUGGUGGUCCCUGAAAGAAAAGCAGUUGAAGAUUGGGCAGCAAUCCACAAUGAGACUGGAGAUUUCAAAUCAUUAUGCGAAAAACCAAAAGCAAGGAAGUAUUUUCUAGACGAGCUCAACAAAACUGGUCAGAAAUCUAAUCUUAGGGGUUUUGAGAUGCUAAAGGCAAUUCAUUUGGAGCCAAAUCCUUUUGACACUGAGAGGGAUUUGAUAACCCCGACAUUCAAACUGAGAAGGCCUCAGCUACUUAAGUACUACAGGGAAUGUAUUGAUCAACUGUAUAAUGAAGCCAAGGGAACAAAAAUAUGAGUACUGUCUGUGUGUGAUAGAUGUGAAAGCAAAGAUUUGUUACCCAAAGCAACUUUGGAUGCUGGCUUAUUUUCAUCCUCAU